Fundulus heteroclitus (mummichog) is the source of this 1519-nucleotide messenger RNA. RefSeq lists its product as uncharacterized. The record is from RefSeq and is a predicted model, not a curated record. The transcript has 4 exons. The coding region runs from base 106 to 615 and encodes 169 amino acids. Lineage: Eukaryota; Metazoa; Chordata; Actinopteri; Cyprinodontiformes; Fundulidae.
GUCCCCGCUUCCAGUUGUCCAUAUGACACAGGAGCUGCUCCUAUCAGACUCCAGAUCCACCUGAUCCUCUGAAGACGAGCGACACAUCGGCCACGGGACCUCACCAUGGACUCCAGACUCAUCUUCUUUUUCACCUCAGCCCUCAUUGCGGCGGCAGCGGUGGCCGCCUCGCUGUCUGGCAGCACUGCACAGUGCAAAAUCAAAUGGUUGUUUGGCAUCGAUUGCGGGGACGUCAGUGGGAAGCUGGUGAACCAGAUCCAGGCCUGGCAGGUGAAGGAAAGCUGUGUGGAAACAGGAGAGAAGUGCUCCUACGAGCUUGUUUCCUCAGCUCCUUAUCUGAUCAAGGCCACUCACACGUCCCCCAGAACCAAGAAGCUGAACAGCCUCCAGUUUCUUCUUGAGCAGUCCACCGUUUGCAAAGUGACUGGGGAGGCGUCGUCCGAAGGCUCCAGAGACCAGGCUGACAACAGCACAAACUUCUGCAGCCUGCAGAACCUGAUGAACGGUCAGAAGCAUGCCUCUCUGGAGUGCAACAGGUCACAUGUCUGCUUGUGUUCCCGCUUGCUUAGGGAUCAGGUGAAAAAUGUUGGAUUUCUUUUCUGUUUCAGGAAGUAGACUGACUGAUGCUGAGGGAUACAAGCAGUUCAGCAACAAGUGGAUCUGUCCUGGCUUUGACACUGCCAGCUGCAGCUUGGAUUAGGAGAGGAGGCCUGAGGUCCCACACUGAUAUAGCUGAGAAGGAUCAGAAGUUUCUUGCACAACCACAAAUGGGAAGGUUUUGGCUGUAUAUGAAAAGAUAAACAUUACUGUUUUUUUUUAAGGAAAAUCCUUUCAGAAACACGGCUUCAUCCUUCUGGAGGUUUUCACAUAUUUUAACGUCAGGACAGCAAACUUCCUUGUGUUCAUUUUAAGGAUUUAAUGUGACGGACCAGCACAAAGUGGUGCAUAAGGAUAAAAUGAAAAUAAAAAUGGUUUUGAUUUUUUUUUGUACAAUAAAAAUUAAGAAGUGUGCAUUUGUAUUGAGCUUCCUGAGUGUAUACUCUGUAAAACCAGCUUUGAUAUGUCUCUUUUUACAUCUCAGAGACUAAUGUUUCUGCCUUUUCUUCUUCGUAAAGUAGCUUAAGCUCAGUUUAGAUAGAGAGCAUCUGUUGACAGCAGUCUUGGUAACAUUUUGGUCUUGACUUUGGUCCAUUCUAACACAUAGAUAUGCUUUGAUCUAAACCCCUCCACUGUGGAACAUCUAGAUUUAUACUUCAUUACACCCAGGUAGACAAUUUACUGAUCAGGUAACUUCUGAGGAGAGCUGGCUGCAGUGGAUUUUAUUGGUUUCAGAUUCAGGGUGGCUGGUUGCUCAUCCUUGACUUUAUUUUUAGUUUUAAAUAAAAUGGUCAAGUAUGGAUCCUCUUCCUUUUCACUUUACAACUAUGCACUUGAUCAUGUUUGUCUAUCACAAAAAGCCCUAUUUAAAUAUUUUAAGGACUGAGGCUGUAAAGUGGUAAAAUGUGGUAUAAAUACAUUU